Centruroides sculpturatus (bark scorpion) is the source of this 2482-nucleotide messenger RNA. RefSeq lists its product as uncharacterized. Gene Ontology annotation, molecular function: chitin binding. Gene Ontology annotation, cellular component: extracellular region. The transcript is spliced from 12 exons. Lineage: Eukaryota; Metazoa; Arthropoda; Arachnida; Scorpiones; Buthidae. The record is from RefSeq and is a predicted model, not a curated record. The coding region runs from base 711 to 2465 and encodes 584 amino acids.
GGACCUGAUAGAACUCACGAUGGACUUGAAAAAAAGGGACGUAUUUGAUUUCAUAUUUUAGAUAUUUAUUAAUUAAUCGCUGCUUCCAUUAGAGUCCAAUUUAAACUCCUUUUGUACUUGAGUUGUUACGUAUACGAGUCUUCCACCAAAUAAUAAAAAGAUUAAGAAAAAACAUCCUAAACUUGAGUCGCAUACUGUGAGUCAUAAGCUGUUCUGUUUCCAUCAUAUCAUUCAGUAUAAUUUAUUCCUGUUUUUUUUAAAAAAAAGUAAUAUUAAGUGAUUAAAAGUGAAACACGUAACUUGUUAAACGCAUUCCUGAAUCAGCACUUCUUGUCAUUUGGAGGACAUUUAACAAUAAGUGGCAUUUUAAAACCAGGAAUUAGUAAUCCAUUUACUAAAUUCAAACCACAAAUAACUCUCUCUUAAUAGUAAUUCGACAAUAAUAGAUAGAUCAGUAAAAAAAAAAAAAGUUCAAGUGUAAAAUUUAGAUUGUUUUUUGCAACGAAAAGUUAUUUUUGGGAAAGUAUUUUCGCAAGAAUUCUCGGAGGAAUGAGGAAUUUUAAGUCAAACCCGUCUGUAGAAGAACUGGUUUGUAGUUACCCAACAAUAUUCCUAACGGUUUUCCUGACCUCAAUAGAAUGAAGGACAUCGAGGAAGUGCAGUUUUAAGCAUUCGAAAUCCAGUUCUAUAGUUUAUUUCUCUGAUUGAAAAUGAAGUGGUUCGUCUGGAUUAUCCUCUGUUUCGGCUACGCUUUGGCCAUACAAUGUCCUCCCGAAAAUGGAUUUUUUCCUCACGAAACACAAUGCGAUAAAUAUUACGAGUGCGACGGAGGAUACGCAAAGGAACGUUUAUGCCCAGAUGGGUUGGUAUUUAAUGAAAAGGGUAAAACUUCCGUGCAUUGCGAAUCCCCUUACGCCGUGGAUUGUUCUACUAGACCCGAGCUACAGCCUGCAAAAGAAAACGACGAAUGCCCAAGAAGAAAUGGCUUGUUUCCCGAUAAAGACGACUGCGCCAGUUUCUGGAACUGUGUCGAUGGUAAAGGAACAAAAUCAAGUUGCCCUCAUCCAUUGGUCUUCAGUAUCAAAAAAGGAACUUGCGACUGGGGUAAAAAUGUAGACGAUUGCGAAGCGGCGCAAGAAAAAGAAUCUAAAGAUUCCGCAUGUCUGAGACGUUUCGGAACGUUUCCAGAUCCGAAAGACUGUAGGGCAUUUUGGACUUGUGUCGAUGGAGUUGGAAGUCGAUCACUUUGUCCAGAUGGACUAGGAUUUAAUUCCAAACGUGGAUCGUGCGACUGGGCAGAUUCCCUACCAGAUUGCGAUUUGGGAAAAUAUUAUGACUUUAAAUGCCCUGAAGACUUGGAACUCACGCAGGGAGAUCACGCAUAUUUCCCAUUUCCAAAUGAUUGCAGGAAGCAUUUUGCUUGCAUCAGAGGUAAUGGAGAUAAGAGUUUACUACGUUUAUUAACUUGUGACGUUGGUUUAGUUUACGACGACGAAACCGAACGUUGCACGGUUCCAUCGAAAGUUCAAGGAUGCGAGGAUUAUUAUAAAUCGGAUACCUCUACAGAAGUUCCUAAAAGGAAGUAUAAGAAGAAAGAAGUUGAAACUUCCACUACCUGUGUUACUGUACUUGUAAAUGGCGAUAAAGUAUUUAAAACUGAAUAUUUGUUCAACUUAAUUUCUACACAAAUUAAACGAAUAUUCCUACAUUUUGACUUAAAAAAAAGAAGGAAAAUAAAAAUGUAUUCUGUCUUAUUCCUGACUUGCAUUGGAAUGGUUUGGGGAUGGAAGUGCCCAUCUGAUACUGGCUUCUACCCUCACGAAACGGAUUGCGAUAGAUAUUACGAAUGCAAGAAUAAUGUCUCUACAGAAGGGCUAUGUCCGGAUGGAUUCGUAUUUAACACCAGGAGUGCUCCGUUGUAUCUUAGGUGUGACUCACCCUUUAAUGUCGAUUGCUCUAACAGGCCAAACUUACAAAAACCUUACGCAUCUGCCAAAUGUGAGAGACGUAACGGUUUGUUCCCCGAUAAAGAAGACUGUCGAGUAUUUUGGAACUGUGUAGAUGGAGUCGCAUCUCAAUCGCGAUGUCCCGAAGGAUUAGUCUACAAUUCUAAGAGAGGAAAUUGCGACUGGCCUGACUCUGUUAACGAUUGCGAUAUUGAAAAACUCGUCGGUUUUGAAUGUCCUCAAGAUGAUACAGCUUCACGUGGUGUAUACGUUUAUUAUCCUCAUCCCGACGAUUGUAGAAAGCAUUAUGCGUGCGUUAAAGGUGAAGGCAAAAAACCAUUACCUCGACUUUUAACCUGUCAUUAUGGUUUAGUUUAUGACAUCGACACAAAAAGAUGCGAAUUACCCGAAAAAGUCAAAGGAUGCGAAGAUUAUUAUCCGGAACUAUCAGCUCCUGCAAGUGAAAGAAGCUCAAAGAAAGUGGAUGAAGAGAAAGAUGCACCCCUUCCUGUAAAUUAAAAAUAACUUUAUUUGCA